CGCCUCUUUUAUGAUGUCUUUUAUAACGUUGAUCCCCAGAACUCCUGCGCGCCCCUAAGACUGCUUCCUCGUUUGGGAAGAAGUUAUUGGUUUCCUGUCGCCAUCCUAGCAAGAAACAUGAAUAAGAUUCCGGGAUGAUAUAAAGAUAUUUUGCAUUUCAAGAGACCAAAUGGAAGGAUGCAGAUCAGAUCUACAGGAGAAACCGGGUUUCUCUUCCAUAUUGAAGUCACUAGAAGAAAAUGCUGUGAGGUUCCUGAAGGACGAGCUGAAGAUCAUCACGAGGUACCUAGAUCAGAAUUACCCAGAAUGCUCUGAGCCCCAGCUGGAGGAGGACAAUGACCUGGACAGUGAUGGUCAGAUGCAGAAGACCUGUGGUAGAGAAGGAGCUCUGAAGAUCACACUGUACAUCCUGAGGACCAUGAAGCAAAAUGAUUUCGCUGACAGACUGGAGAAGAGGCGUCUUCUGUCACAAUGUCAGCGCAUAAUCAAAUGUACCCUGAAGCAGAGAUGUGAGAGUGUAUUUGACGGGAAAGUUAAGGAAGGACAGUCAACACUCCUCAGUGAGAUUUACACAGAACUCUACAUAACUGAAGGUGGGGCUGGAGGAGUCAAUGAUGAACAUGAAGUGAGACAGAUUGAAACAGCAUCCAAGAAAAGGCGAACAGAAGAUACUACAGUCAAGUGCAAUGAUAUAUUUAAACCCUUAUGUGGGCGUGAGACACCUAUCAGAACUGUACUCACUAAAGGGGUGGCAGGUAUCGGGAAAACAGUCUCUGUGCAGAAAUUUAUUCUCGACUGGGCAGAAGGAAAAGCAAACCAGGAUGUUCACUUCAUAUUUGCUCUUCCUUUCCGGGACCUGAAUUUGAUUAGGAAGGAAUACAGUCUGAUUGAACUGCUUCACCACUUUGUCCCUGAUCUCAAAUCAGUUGAAUCUUCUGAGCUUUUUAGGUACAAAGUCUUGUUCAUCUUUGAUGGUCUGGAUGAGUGUCACCUUCCUCUAUAUUUUCAGAACAAUGACAGCUGGUUUGAUGUAACAAAGAAAACGUCACUGGAUGUGCUGUUGACUAACCUCAUUAAGGGGAAUCUGCUUCCAUCCGCUCUCCUCUGGAUAACCUCCCGGCCAGCAGCAGCCAAUCAGAUACCUCCUGAGUGCCUCCACCGGGUGACAGAGAUACGAGGGUUCAGUGAUGCCCAGAAGGAGGAGUAUUUCAGGAGGAGAUUCAGUGAUCAGAGCCUGGCCAGCAGGAUUAUCACACAUGUGAAAUCAUCAAGGAGCCUCUUCAUCAUGUGCCACAUACCUGUGUUCUGCUGGAUUUCAGCCACUGUCCUUGAGAAGCUUUUUAGUGAAACUGACCGGGGAGAAAUUCCAAGCACUUUGACAGACAUGUACACACAUUUCCUGAUCUUUCAGACAAGUUUAAAAAAUGACAAGUACAUGAAAAAAAGUGAAGCCAAGCUUAAUAAAUGCUUUGAAUCUGGUAAGAAAUCCCUGUUAAAAUUUGGUAAGCUGGCUUUUGACAACCUUGAGAAAGGCAAUCUCAUAUUUUAUGAGCAAGAUCUGACAGAGAAUGGCCUUGAUGUCAGUGAAGCUUCAGUUCACUCUGGAUUGUGUACAGACAUCUUUAAAGAGGAAUAUGGGCUGUAUCAGGAGAAGGUGUACUGCUUUGUGCAUCUGAGCGUCCAGGAGUAUCUCGCUGCUUUAUAUGCGUUUCUAUCAAACUCAUCAGCUGACCUGCUGAAGACUUCAGUGGAUCAGGCAUUAAAGAGCAAGAAUGGACACUUGGACCUCUACCUCCGCUUCCUCCUGGGCCUCUCAACAAACUCCAGUAAGACUCUGUUACAAAGACUACUGGGGCCGACAAGAACCAUCUCACAUGAUAUUAAAGAAACAGCCCAAUACAUCAAGGGGAAAAUAAAGGACAAUUUAUCUCCAGAAAGGACCAUCAACCUCUUCCACUGUCUUAAUGAGCUGGGUGACAACUCUCUAGUAGUGGAAAUACAAAUAUACCUGAAUUCAGGACGUCUUUCAGCAGAAGACCUCUCUCCUGCACAGUACUCAGCUCUGGCCUUUGUGAUGCUGAUGUCAGAUGAGGAGCUGGAUGUGUUUGAUCUGAAGAAAUUCAUCAGAUCAGAUAAGGAACAUUGGAGGCUGCUGCCUGUGGUCAAGACAUCUAGGAGAGCUCUGUUGGACAGCUGUAAUCUCACAGAGAAAUGCUGUGAGGUGCUGGCUUCAGCUCUGAGGUCAAACCCCUCACACCUGAGAGAGCUGGACCUGAGUGACAAUGACCUGCUGGAUUCAGGAGUGAGGCUGCUCUCUGCUGGACUGGGGGAUUCACACUGUAAACUGGAGAUACUGAGGCUGCCAGACUGUAGAGUUACAGAGAGAGGCUGUUCUUCACUGGCUUCAGCUCUGAGGUCAAACCCCUCACACCUGAGAGAGCUGGACCUGAGCUACAAUCACCCAGGAGACUCAGGAGUGUGGCUGCUCUGUGCUGUACUGGAGGAUCCCAGCUGUAAACUGGAGAAGCUGAAUGUGGACCACGGUGGAGAGUGCAGGACCAGACCAGGCUUACAGAAAUACUCCUGCCAGCUGACGCUGGACCCCAACACAGCAAACAGACACCUGUCUCUGUCAGAGAGGAACAGGAAGGCGACAUGGGGGGCAAAGCAGCCAUAUCCUGAUCAUCCAGAGAGAUUUGGCCGGUGGCCCCAAGUUCUGUGCAGAGAGAGUCUGACUGGCCGCUGUUACUGGGAGGCUGAUUGGGAUGGAGAUGAUGCCCGGAUAGGAGUGACUUAUAAAGGAAUCGGGAGGAAAGGAGUGAGUGACUGUCUGCUUGGAUACAAUGACAAGUCAUGGAGUCUGUGGUGUGAUCCUGACAGUUACUCUGUCCGGCACAAUAAUAAACAGACUGUACCCAUACCCAUAGAGCCCUCAGGCUCCCGUAGAGUAGGAGUGUAUCUGGACUGGGAAGCUGGUGCUCUGUCCUUCUACAAAGUCUCCUCUGAUGGACUGAUCCUCCUGCACAGGGUCACCUCCUCAUUCACUGAGCCCCUGAGUCCAGCAUUUGGGGUUUAUCCAGACACCUCAGUGUCGCUGUGCAUGCUGGGAUAGCCCAAUGCCUGCUGGAGGAAUCGUUUUUACUGUAUUACAGUGUGACGUUGCUGGUUCGCCAUGGUAAAUCUCUGCUUUUUAACCUGUCUAAUCCUCUUUACUCUGAAAUGUAUGUUUGACAAAAAUAAAUGACGGGGUACUGUGAGCUGAGCAAACGUGUUAAAAACAUUUUCUCUCUGACUAAAAUCUAAUGUACAUGAUACAUAUGUAUGUCUAUAUAUUGUAUUUGCUACCUGUAAAAUGACCUUAAAGGCUUUCUGUUCUAUCCUAUUAAUGUUCUGCUUAAGCGGUGCCCAAAGCAUAACUGAGUAACAUAAUUAAACAGCACUCCGGUGAAUUAAAUUAAAAUCACUUUUCUACUUACAACUGAACAUAACUAAUUAGAUUAAGUCAGCUCAUACAAUAACCGUUUAACAGGAGACAUAACUGCUAAAGUAAAAAAAAAACACA
Molecule: messenger RNA, 3562 nt
Organism: Brienomyrus brachyistius
Lineage: Eukaryota; Metazoa; Chordata; Actinopteri; Osteoglossiformes; Mormyridae
Product: NLR family CARD domain-containing protein 3-like
Exons: 9
Coding region: 170-3112 (980 amino acids)
Molecular function (GO): protein binding
Source: RefSeq, a predicted model, not a curated record